CGUCGGUACAACAGAUCUUACAUCUCUGUGCUGAGGGCUGAUGACAGACAGGAAGAGAAGCCUCCGAGCGGUUAUUAGCUAUGGCAUCCAUGAACUCGCCGGGUCCUAAUUCGCCUCCAUCAUCGCUGGGGAUUCACAUCACUGGACCAAACUACGCCUCGCUCACUCAGCGCACAAGCGAGGAUGACGAUGACUUCUCCGACUCAGAAAGAGAAGCCAGAUCACAGUCCAGACGCACCAUGGGCCCUAGUCACGGCAUCCCGAUGAUAUCGAUGAUAUCCCCGACUUCGCCUGGAAACAUCUACAGCAAGCAGUCACCACCAGAGGACAAAUCCUACUUCUCCCCCACCUUGUCUAUAGGUGCUCGAUCUCCGUUCGCCAGAAGACCCGACACGCUGUACUCAUUCGGAUCUAACACGGUGCGCCCACGAUCGGACUCCAUGACAGAACGACUCAUUGCGCAUAGAGCCAUGCAAUCGACGCAGUGGAAGGUGCAUUGGCGCACGCCCAUGCUGAUGACAUGUUCUUUCGUGACUGGCGUCAUGCUCGCCAUUGCACAGCACUUAUUGUACAAGCGCCUCCAUCACAUGGAGAUAGCAGACGAGGAGAAGAAAGUCCUCUAUGUGCUGUACGGCCGCGCACUUGCCUACCUAUGUAAAGUAGCGUUUGGCACAUGUGUGGUGCUGGUGUAUCGGCAGCGGAGCUGGAGGACGUUUCGCAGCCGGGCGCUCACGGUGUUGUCCAUCGACCACUUGUUUGAUGCCGUGGAAAAUCCGUCGCUGUUUGGGAACUGGGAGGUCCUUUCCAAUGCGCCGAUUGCUGUGAUGAUUGCUCUGGUAUUUUGGCUUAUUCCCGUGGCGACUAUCAUCUUCUCGCCUGGCGCGCUCACGUUUGGCACGUUUCUGGAUAGGGAGAUUGUGAACAUUUCGGUCCCCAAUCUGGACUUUAGUACCGAGUCGUGGAAGAAUUAUCGCGUACCUAAUGUUACCGCGGAUGGGAUGUCGCAGAGAGCAAUGAUCUUCUACAACACUACGGAUCCGGCAAAAGAACCUCACCGAGAAGGAUGGUUUGACUAUUACGACCAGCCCUCGGCCGAACUUAGCCGGGUUGCCAUCUUGCUGGCAUAUAACAGCAUGAGCCAUCCUAAUACAAUGCAAGGCGCUCGACAGGCCAUGUGCGGGGGUCCCUACAAUUGCACGUACGAGCAGACAUUCGUCGGACCCGGCUACCAAUGCGAAGAAGUUGCGAACGGCGUUAAUGAUGACAAGAAAUUGGCUGAACUCGGAGCGCCAUUCAAUACGAGUUUGCUUGUACCCGAAGGACGAUACAUCUACCACGCAAACAUCGACAUGGGCGAUUACAGCCGCCCGCAGAAAAACGUCACCUUCCAAAAGGGGCGAGCAGGCGUGCCGGACGGGCCUAUCCCAGACGAUCUAGGAGUGUUCAAAUCCGAGCCUGUGCUAUGGAUAGGGUAUUCCGUCAACUCGACCGAAUCGCUGGUCAAAGACUCCCCAUAUGCGGUGAACUGGACGCACCGCUACGACCCCCACGUCAUGAGAUGCGUGCACCACGAGACGCGGUACACGGUGUUGUGGAACUACACAGAGCCCAGUUUCUCCGCCACGGCGACGAAGCGAGAGUUUCUCUCACCAGUCGUCGACACAAACUUCUCCCGCUUCGACGACGGUCUGACGAACGAGGACGACCCCCAACCAGUCGCGAACUUCGUCAGCCCCCGCACAAACGUCCAACUCUACAAGAAGACGGCCGCAUACCACGCAAUGGGCCAGAUGCUCCGCACUUUCCUGCGUGGCGAAGUCGGAAUGGAAGCCCCCCUGCCCGGCCCCUCGUACGCACAGCCCGAAUCAGACAUCACAAAGACACGCCUCGUCGAUAAGAGCAGCGAGCCAAAAGCCGACCUGCAAACGGAGCUGGAAGACUUCUACACGGAUAUGAUCCUCUCGCUGCUCUCGCUACCCACCAUGCUCGUCGUGCAGAACGACACGACACAGGUGGAUAGAACACGCUACCAACCAUCGUUCGUGUACGUGCCCGUAAGACUAUGGCAGUGCUACGUGCCUGUCAUUUUCAUCACGUUUCUGAUCCUGCUCUUUGGAUUCUGGACAAUCUGGGAAGACGGGACGACGUUCUCGACGGGCUUCUCGCGUAUUUUGGUGACUACGCGGAACACGACGCUGGAUGAUAUUAGUCGUGGGGCGUGUCUCGGGAACGAUCCUUUUCCGGUGGAACUCAUGCAUACGAAGCUGAAGUUUGGCGUGCUGGGUGAGGGAACCGAGAUGGACUACUUGGGUAUGGACAGCGUGCAGAGCGUGGGUCAUUGUGCGUUUGGGGUUGCGUCGGAAGUGGUGCCGAUCAAGAAAGGGGUGCCGUAUGCGGGGCUGCAGCGGAGGCGGAUACGACAGGAGGGGGGGAACGAGGAGUAGGGCUGGGUGUAGUCGUGCUCAAGAUGUACAUUGUAUGAUGAUGGAACGUUUUUAUACCCUGUUUGCGUCAGCAGUACGCAUUUUCUUGUAGCGGAGAUAAAAUCCGAGUAUUCGAUAUCUUUGAAUCAUAUAAUUUGUUCUGCCAUGCUU
Molecule: messenger RNA, 2594 nt
Organism: Dothidotthia symphoricarpi CBS 119687
Lineage: Eukaryota; Fungi; Ascomycota; Dothideomycetes; Pleosporales; Dothidotthiaceae
Exons: 1
Coding region: 81-2444 (787 amino acids)
Source: RefSeq, a predicted model, not a curated record